Messenger RNA from Anolis carolinensis (green anole), 5815 nucleotides. It is a transcript of the gene pidd1, whose product is annotated as p53-induced death domain protein 1. The record is from RefSeq and is a predicted model, not a curated record. Gene Ontology annotation, molecular function: protein binding. The transcript is spliced from 16 exons. NCBI's taxonomy places the organism in Eukaryota, Metazoa, Chordata, Lepidosauria, Squamata, Anolidae. Bases 309 to 2981 code for a protein of 890 amino acids. Gene Ontology annotation, biological process: signal transduction; apoptotic process; DNA damage response.
CCAAACAGCCGGAGUAACCCUUCGCCUCCCGCGGAGAAGCUGCAAGGAAGUGCAUGGAGCGGCCUCUUUAAGGGGAAAAGUUUUAAGGGGAAAAGUUUUGAGUUCUUGCGGCGGAAAGGUGCAAAGGGGGCCCGGGGGUGGGUGGGGCGGGAUCCGCGUUGGGUUCACGUUUUCUCACGAAGAGCCGUGGCCUCUCGCUCUUCUCCCCGAGUCAAACUCCCAGGAAGAGGCGGGUGAAGAUGUCCUCCCGGCCGCGUUUGACUGGCAAGUCGGAACAUGAACAGCCGAGGGCAAUGUAACACCAGAAGAUGGCAGGGCGGCCUGAGCUUGGGGACCCCCUGGGGGAGGGCGCUUGGGGCGCCGAGGGGCCUGUCAGCUCUUGCUUGGCUGGCAACCGGCUCAACUUGGACGUCUAUGCAGAGGGCUGCCUUUCCUUCCUUCGGCUGUUUGAGACAAGAAGUGAAGAAGUGGAGCAGGUGGAAUUCCUGAGACUGAGCUGCAACGAGGAGCAUAUUGCUUCCAUCCUUAGCAUCAUUCCUGCUCUGAAGGGCCUGAAAUCUCUUGUGCUCAAAGGUGGACACACCAGGGAUGAAGCUGGGGCUUGCCAGAGAGGAUUGCUUUUUUCCUUGCCCCAAGAGCUUGGAGAGUUAACCCAGCUUGCCCACCUCGAUCUCAGCUUCAACAACUUCACUGCGUUGCCACCCUGUGUCACCAAGUUACUCAGCCUCAGGAGUCUUUUGAUCAGCCACAACAGCUUGCAAGAGCUGCCGGAGGACUUUGGCCAACUCAGUGAGCUGACUUUCUUCUCAGCAAUGAAGAACCAGCUCAGAGAUCUACCUCAGGGCAUUGGAGAGCUGGUAGCACUGCAGACUUUGGACCUUUCAGAAAAUGCACUGAAAUCCCUUCCAGAAGAGAUUGGGAAUCUUCAUAGUUGUAUGGAGCUGGAUCUCUCUGGGAAUCUGUUGACUGGAAUCCCUGCCUCCCUUGCCAAUUUGCAGUCUCUGCAGCAGCUGCAUCUUCACAGCAAUCUCUUGGUGACAGUCCCUGCAUCCUUGGCCCACCUCCCCAACUUGUCCAGGCUUGAUCUGCAGAAUAACAGGCUGCGCACCAUCCCUCCAGAGAUCCAGAGCUUGCCCUUUGUGCAUCUGCGAGGUAACCCUCUAGGAGAACCUGAGGUGCCUCUACAACCAGAAAAUUCAACUUCGGAAGAACCGAGAAGGUUGUUUAUUGAAACUGGUGAGAGCAGCUUUAUAGUGACCCCCGAUGGCUGCAGAGUUUCCUUGGCUUGUGGCAUCCAACUUUCGUUUCCCCCGGGUGCCACCACUACCUCAGUCACUAUCCACUUCCAAAAAUGCUUUCCUGAUCCGCAGUGGGUAAAGCUGAAGCACCAUGAUGUCUUGCUGAGCAAAGUCCUGGAGUUGCAACCUCAUGGGAUUGGCUUCCAGAAGGAAGUGCAGAUCCAGAUGCCUUAUGCUUCCCCUCAGAGUCUGAAUGAUCGUGAGAUCAUCAUUCGAACCCUCAGUGGAGAAAAGUGGAGUGAACUGGGAACCAGAGUGAAGCACAAAGGGAAGAUGCAUUUCGCCUGCUGCAGUGUUCCUCACUUCUCCUGGUUUGUGGUUGUCUCCCGCCUUGUGGAGAACGAAUGCAGAGUUCCUCAGGAGGGGGCACUGCUUUUCUCAACAGUGGACCCAAACAUCAAAGUGACCUUCCCUCCUGGCGUGACAGAGGAGACUAGGACAGUAAAACUCCAGGUGUUGCCAGUGUCAGCAGAAGAGCUCCAGGAGAUCACAGAAGACAAUGAAAUGGUCACCAGCCCCCUCCUCUUCCUCUCCCAGAAUUCCCCUGCGGACUUCCUCCAGCCUGUUAAAAUUCAGCUCCCGCUGCCACCAGGGGUCACAGGUCUAACCUUGGAUCGUUCCAGAGUCCAUCUGUUGCAUGGGGACAGAAAUGCUCAGAACUGGGAUGAUAUCACAGAUCAAGUGGUGCUGGAGUUCACCCAUCUUUAUGCUUUGUUUGAAGUCACACACUUCUCCUGGUACUGGUUAUGGUGCACCACCAAAUCCUAUAUUGAUGGCAUUGCUAAAAAGGUCUAUAAAAGACUGCGCAUGUACCAAGUGAACUUUAUCGCUCUACAAAGGAAGAAAGACCCAGAACAAGUUCUGCUGCAGUGUGUCCCAAAGCACAAGGUUGAUCCUGUUUUGAAAAAGCUUCAGGACAGAUAUCGCGGUCCUGAGCCAUCAGAUAUGGUGGAGAUGCUUGAAGGAGAGCAGUUCUUUGCAGCCUUUGAACGAGGCAUCAGCAUCGAUGCAGAUCGGCCAGACUGCAUUGAUGGAAGGAUUUCAUUCAACUUCUUCUCACAUUUGAAAAAUGUGAAGGAAGUUUAUAUCACCUCUGAAGUGGACAGGAAAAGCACUGCUGUGAAAGGACAGGUUUCCUUUUACCGAGGAGCUGUUCCAGAGAACAUUCCAGAAGAAGUUAGCAAGAGGAGAAAAGGCCCAGAUUCCCAUUGGCUAGCUACCUUGCCAAUCAAGCUACCUAAACUGAAAUCUCAGGAGAAUAAACAACCUACGACCUCAAAUGGCUUCUCUCUUCCCCCUCUGAAUUUGGGGAAUGCAGAAACUGGCUACCUCACACAGUCCAAUCUACUUGGCAUUGCUGGUCGCAUAGGAGCGGACUGGCAAACUAUAGGCUUACACCUGGGAUUGUCCUAUCAGCAGAUUCAGAGGAUUCAGUACAACAACAGGGAAGACCUCAAUACUCAGAUUCUGGAUAUGCUCUUCUCUUGGGCUCAGCAAAAUGAAAAGAAGCCUGACUGCGUAGACCAGCUGAUCUGUGCCAUGAAGGAGAGUGACCGCCAAGACAUAGCCGAUGAAAUUGUGGCCAUAAUUGCACUAGGAAAGCAAAAAUACAGGGAGUCCAUCCGGAGAGUGGGCCUGGACCAGGAGAGUAGCACUGAAGAUUCAGCCAUCGCUAUGAUGUAGCUGCCAUCAAAAGUCCACCAUUACUGUGUUAGUUACCAUAAUGUGCCAGGGGCCUGCUGGAGCCACGGGAAGGACUGGCAGUGGAUCAGUAUAUUCCUGACCGUUCCAAAGGCAAAGGUGGUCAAUACCUUGUUUCUAGCCCUUUACCCUAAUGCCUGGAUUCGGUCAAGACCCAACACAUACCUUCAUCAUGAUAACUGGAAAUGGGAAUGCCCUGCUGGAUAGGGAACAGCAUCACUAGACUGGAGACAAUAUGGACUCUCAAUGUUUUGUAUCAUUAAUAUAUUUAUUUUAUUUCUAGCCCUGCUGCUUAGGAAAGUAUCCUUUCCUGGAAUGUGUGUCAAAUGUGAGUAUACUUAACAUUAACAUCCACAAAAAAAAGUUGAUAAUAGACAAAACUCAAUCAUGGUGUUUGAAAAUCACCCACCAAGGCAUAAAUGGUUCCUAGAUGCUGAAGGUAUAGAACAGGUUAGUUCAUUUGCAUACCUAGGUUUAGUAUUCUUGGGGUCAGGAUCAUGGCCUCUGCAUUUUCACUCUUGUGCAAUUUAUUUAUUUAUUUAUUAUUCAAACUUAUAUGCCACCACUCCCCUAGGGCUCGGGGCGGCUUACGCGAACAGGCUAAAAUCAACAAUUAAAACUAGGGCACACUCAAAAACUACUAUAUAAGACUACUAUUCCAUAGAUACUGUAAAGGACUUGUAAAGAUUAAGGCUCUUUCAGGCAGGGGGGGAAAACUUUUUAUCCCACCGCUGCUACCAGUUUGUAAAGGAUUUAUAACGACUGCCACCAAUUUGCAACGUGGCGGCACUAGUUGGCAAGGAGGUGCCUCCAAUUGCAGCAAUGCGCGACCACCAAAGACUCAGGGAGGAGACCUUUUACUUUUUUUUUCUUCUUCACUUUAGAUACCAUGUUUCCCCGAAAAUAAGACAUCUCCUGAAAAUAAGACCUAGUAGAUGUUUUGUUGAAUUGCUGAAUAUAAGGGCUCCCCCGAAAGUAAGACCUAGCAUACUUCUUGUUUGGAAGCAUGCCCGCCAAACAGAGCACCAGAGCAUGCAGGAUCGGUAAAUGUACAUACCAUAGAUUGUUGUACAUGGAAAUAGUGGUACUAACAAAAAAAUCUUGAUAAGAUUCACAGGUUUGUGAUGACAACUACUGAACAGUAUAUAAAAAAAUAAAUAAAAACUUUAUUUUUAUAUCUCGCCUCUUCUCCCUGAAGGGACUCGGGGCGGCUCACAACAAUGUUCAUUUUUUUUUGGUUCAACAAUAAAUGUGAAUUCUUUUUCAUGGAAAAAUAAGACUUCUCCAGAAAAUAAGACCUAGCACAUCUUUGGGAGCAAAAAUUAAUAUAAGGCACUGUCUUAUUUUCGGGGAAACACGAUAGUAGCGUAAUUUGGUUUAGAAUAUAUGCGACAGAGGCUUGGAGGUUGAAAGACAAUAACAAGUUUAUUCAGGUACAUAAGCUUAGCGGUUUCAAUGUUGCUUCUUACUUAGAGGUACACUUCUUCAACAGUUACAAUGAUAACAUAUGAUGAAACAACUCUCAAAAGGAUUAUUUUUUCCCUUGAGCAGUUUAAACUUUUUUUCUUCUAACUGACGUUCUUAAUUCAACUGAUCACUACAAAUCUAACUGGGAUUCCUUCCUUUUAUCACUCAGACUCCACUGCUAAUGCAAAUAAGUCACUUGACCUGUUUAAACCGACAUAAGCUAGAGAUCUGAACUUCCCUGGUUCUCACUACCUCAGAACCAGUCUUUCCCUGUGAUCACAGACUCUUCCCUGUGACUCUCAGAUCACAGACUGAGUUUCUUUUCAAAUUCUGCUCUCUCUUCUGCUAAACGACAGUUGGCUCCGCCUACGUUUCUAUGGCAACCUGCCUCAGAAUGCUGAGCUGGCUACCAUCCCCCACGCACUGAUAACUCUAAUACUUACCCAUUCCAAACAUAUACCUAUAAUUAAACAUAACAAAUGUAAACUAAAAUUUACACUUCACCACAGAUACCCAGGGUCUUUAAUCCCUAUAAUAAAAGUUUACAAAGCAAAGAUGGUAUUAUAUGGGGUAGAGAUGUUCGCAAAAAAAAUUCCUUCGUUUCCUUCAUGCUGUUGUUUCGUGUCGACCGAUCAUCUGCACGAAACAACAGGCAACAUUUUCUUACGAAACAAUAGACAACACGAUAAUGAAAGCCACACAGUCAUCGUGCUGGCUUUUGCUUUCUGCCACAUGGCCUCUGUAGUGAACCUUACCUAUUAGGCUGGGAAUGAAACCUGGGUAACAGUGAGUGAGGCAGGCCUCCAUUUUGUAGAGGAAUGCCAGGAAGCCAUCUUGAGUGUGGUUGGAAAGGGGGAGGAGCUUAGAGAGAGACUCCUAGGAUUGGCCAGAGCAGAUGGGAGGAGCCAAGUUUUAGAGCAGGGGGAAAAAAAGCUCCAAGGCAGUUUGGUUUUUGGGUUUGGAGAGGAAAGAGCAGUUUGGAGGAUGUGUGUGUGAGAGAACUGAGAGCUGUGAAACUGACAGGCUAGGUCAGGCAGUUUGGAUCUCUUGGAGGAGAUAACUCAAGGGAUUGACUCUCACUACUGGGCUGGUUAAUAGAAGCACUCUAGGUUAGAGUUAGUUAACUCAGGGGAACUCGUGACUAUUCUUAGCAAAUAGAGCGAGGGUUUUUGUGACCAAUAGAUAGAUUGGUUGGUUAGAACUGUUUGAAACUAAGUGAAGUAAUCUGAAACAUACAACUAAGUUAAGCUGAAGAACUUCUGUAACUGUUUACACUUAUGUACCACUCUGAAGUAAUCAUUUGCAUGUUUUAAGAAAAUAAAUUUUUAUUCUAUUUUCAACUUUCAAAA